Molecule: messenger RNA, 600 nt
Organism: Protopolystoma xenopodis
Lineage: Eukaryota; Metazoa; Platyhelminthes; Monogenea; Polystomatidea; Polystomatidae
Source: the annotation of a GenBank genome assembly
AUGGCUUCUUUCUAUGCCUUCUUUUUUAUUCCGCCUCUAUUAGGAGCAAGUAUUCAGGGUCCUCUUAUUCCUCCAGAUGAGGAUCUGAGCAGCUACCGGCAGCACCAUUUGGACCGACUUCUCACAGCCCGACAUCGAAUCGAGGCAGGCCAGCUAACUGCUUUGCCUUCGCUGUCUUCAUAUCAUCUUGCCAAAGAUUCGACCAUGCAUGUAUCUCCUGAGGCAGAUUGUCAUGCGUACUCACGUCCUAUUAUACGGUCUGAUGCUCAAGCCCCCGUACUGCCAGAUGCUUCUUGUAGGAUGUCCUUCUCCGGUGUUAAUAAGCCGGCGGGGUCGAGCAAUAAACGAGCGCUAGCUUGUCACGAAUACCCUGUGUCGUUUAGGCCCCCUUCCAAAGUCCUUUAUUCUAGCCCAGAUGACCCUCUCCGUUUGACACCCUCUUCCUCAGCAUCUAAGACUAUCAAUGACCCAUCAUCUCUAUUUGAUAGCCAACCUUUCAGCUUCGGCCCUAAUAUUGGUGGACAUCAAGGAUUGAGUAAGUUCUUUCUUUCCUUUUUACCUACAGCACUGACUCUAUUAUUCUUAGAUAUAAUACGUUAG